GCAUUCCCUUAAUUUACGACAUCCGGGGUCAAAGGUUGUGUUUAUGUUUCGGUCACGGACUAUCUUGUUUUAAACUAAACCCCUCUUGGUUAGAAAAAUGUUAAUAAGUUCACAAUGAAAGUCACAUUUAAAACAAACAACCGGCAUGGGUAUUCUGUUAAAUUUUCGCCAUAUUUUGAAACACGAUUCGCUUGCUGUACAUCACAAAAUUUUGGCAUUGCAGGUCAGGGUACACUGUAUGUGUGUGAUGUAAACCCGGCUGGUGUGCAGCCUCUCCAUGUCUAUGACUGGAAGGAUGCAUUGUUUGACGUGACAUGGGCCGAGAACAAUGAGCAUGUCCUCAUUGCUGCUGCUGGGGAUGGAGCAUUGUUACUCUAUGACACAAACAAUCCUAAGGGCCCUCUGAGAGUGUAUCAAGAACACAGCAAAGAGGUUAAUUCUGUUGACUGGAGCCAAACACGAGGGGAAAACCUGAUUGUGUCUGGGUCCUGGGACACCACUUUAAAACUGUGGUCAGUUGAAAGUCCAAGAUCCCUGACAACAUUAGCUGGACAUGAGAGUAUUGUCUAUUGCGUUGUCUGGUCACCUCGGUUACCUGGAAUAUUGGCAUCAGCAUCAGGAGACAAGACAUUGAGAGUGUGGGACAGACGUCUCGGCAAGGCACAGUGUGUGAUUCCAGCCCACCAGACAGAGGUACUCACCUGUGACUGGAGUAAAUAUGACCAGAACUAUUUAUUUACGGGGUCGGUUGACUGCAGCAUUCGUGGGUGGGACAUCCGCAAUCCCAGCAGACCGACAUGCGAACUUACUGGCCACAGAUUUGCAGUACGCAGAAUCAAGACAUCACCUUUUGAUGGAAACAGAUUAGCUUCAUGUUCAUAUGAUUUUACAGUCAGAACCUGGGAUAUUCAGCAGCCACAUGCCAUGGAGAUUAUAGAGCACCACACAGAGUUUGUCUAUGGGCUGGACUUCAACCUCCACUUACCAGGCCAGCUGGCAGACUGUGGCUGGGACUCCCUCAUUCACGUGCAUAGACCCAAGUCUUUAUGAUGGGACUGAAGUGACUAUUCAGUCUCCUGUAUUGUGGGGAAUGAAACGGCACUGUUGUUACUGACUGAAGUAUAUGCAACUUUUACUCACUGUAAAAGUCAUCAAAGUUGGUAUUCAGGAUGAUUAUGUCAGUUCUCUUACUUAAAAUAGAUUUAAUUGCAUCAUCAUCAAACUUGGAGACAAACAUUAGAAACAAGAUGUGUUUGUGAAACACAAUGUCCCCCUAUAUGAUGUUUGACCUUGUGAAGGAUGACCUUGACCUUUCACCACUCAAAAUGUGCAGCUCCAUGAGAUACACAUGCAUGCCAAAUAUCAAGUUGCUAUCUUCAAUAUUGCAAAAGUAUUCAUAAAAUAAGUGAUUUGGGCCACAUAUAUUUGACCUCUGACCUUGAAGGAUGACCUUUACCUUUCACCACUCAAAAUGUGCAGCUCCAUGAGAUGCACAUGCGUGCGAAAUAUCAAGUUGCUAUCUUCAAUAUUGCAAAAGUAUUUAUAAAAUAAGCGAUUUGGGCCACAUAUAUUUGACCUCUGACCUAGAAGGAUGACCUUGACCUUUCACCACUCAAAAUGUGCAGCUCCAUGAGAUACACAUGCAUGCCAAAUAUCAAGUUGCUAUCUUAAAUAUUGCAAAAGUAUUCAUAAAAUUAGCGAUUUUGGCCACAUAUAUUUGACCUCUGACCUUGAAGGAUGACCUUGACCUUGAACUUUCACCACUCAAAAUGUGCAGCUUCAUGAGAUACACAUGCAUGCCAAAUAUGAAGUUUCUAUCUUCAAUAUAACAAAAGUUAUUGCAAAAUGUUAAAGUUGGCGCAAACAGACCAACAGACAGACCAACAGACAGGGCAAAAACAAUAUGUCCCCCACUACUAUAGUGGGGGACAUAAAAACCCCGAGUUGCUCUUUUUAGGUUUAGGAGGGCCUUGCUGAACACACAUAUAGGGAUGGGAAAAUGUGAUUUUACAAUCAAAAUACACAACAUUUCAAUAUUAGUCUGUUUAUUCUUGACUGGAAUUAUUUUGUUGUACUUUAAAUAUACAAUGUUAUUUUCUAGAAUAAAUGGAUUACAAAGUAUCUUAAAGGUGUAGGAAGCUUUAUUGUCAGGACAUAUCAAUUUGCUGUUGUUUUCUUCAUAAGUGUAAUGCCCUUAACUACGGAAUCCGGAUAGUGCCAUCUAUAAUCUCGCACUUCUUUCAUCAAGGGCAACACUAGACACACGAAGCGAUACUUGAUCUUUUUCUUGACAGUGACGCACGAUAUAUUUAACACAAUAUAUCGCCUGUCAAGAAAAAGAUCAAGUAUCGCCGCGACUGUCAAGAAAAAGAUCAAGUAUCGCUGCGACUGUAAAGAAAGAGAUCAAGUAUCGCUUCGUGUGUCUAGUGUCGCACUUGAUGAAAGAAGUGCAAGAUUAUAUAUGGCAUUAUCCGGAUUCCGUACUUAACUGAGGUCAUUUCAAAGUGUCAUAUCGUCGCUGUCGUUCUCAAACCUCGUAGCUACAAAAUGCCAACUUUUCAGGAGAGAGAAAAAACCGUCUCGUUUUUUUAUAACGAUGUUUUAGAAAUUAAAAUUCUGUAAAAAUACCAAACAAAUGAAGCUGCAAAAUACGGUAUAAGCCGUAGACGCGUAAGUCAUACUGAUAAGUCAUACUGACAGUCAGACAUGGUAGCUACGAUAUUUUGUCACCACAGUUUUGUCUUAUGAGGUACGACAAUUCGUCCUGAUAGGAAACCUCGUAGUUGCAAAUAAAAAAAAUUAUAAAACGUUUUUGUCAAAUUUGUCCAAACGAAACGACGUACCUAUAGGUGAAAUGGCGUCGCUACGACUUUUCGCCGGGAAAAAAGCCAACAAUCAUUCUACAACAUUUUGUCACGUGGCUUUUUCAAGGGCUCUGAUUGGCGUAGAGCUACGAGAUAUAGCACAAAACACGCGCCAGACUUCAUAUAUUCGGACAAGACGAAAAAAAUAUUUUGAAAAUUUUGGAGCUACGAGGUUUGAGAACCACAGCGACGAUAUACCACUACUACUGUUUUUAUUUGAAUUACUCAAAACGAGUACCACUAAUUUGACUGCAGAGCUGGUACAUUGCAUAUAUGGCUUUUAACAUAUUUUAUGUAACACUAGAACAGAUUAUCUCAAUAUUUAGAAAAUAAUAAUCAGACAUUUGAGUCAGUGGCAUGAAUGUUGUUUACUGGAUACAUAAAGAUGGCGUAAGUGGUGUUAGAAUAGAAGAAAACACAUGUUUUUUAAGGUUUAUGGCAAAAAUUAGAAUUCCAAAAAUUUAAGAUGUGUUUAUUGAAACGACAAUAUUGUGCAACCAUUAUAUUUCGUCUUGAAAAAAAUAGUGGGUUUAAAACACUAUUUUAUUUUUGAACAUGUCAAAUCAUGGAAAUUUGAAUUUUGGCAAUAAAAAAGUAGGAAUUUGUGUCAAUUUUUGAUUUGUUUGUAAUACUUGUCAGCGAUAAACCAGAGAAGGAGAAGGGGUCACUUUGGAGUCACAUGCCAAUUAAUUAGUCCGUUGUAUAAGUGAUAGUAACUGGCCCUUUUAUUGCAUGCCAACUAACUAGCACAUUGCUAUGAUUAGCAACUAGUGGUACUGAAUGAUUGUUAACGAGUGUUUGACAUAAAUGCAGUCAUUAACCUCAACACAUUGACACUGAAACUGAUCCAUGCAGAAUGGCCGAUAUCCUACCAUUCACAAAUGAUAUGGGGUUGAUCAUGACUGGCAUCAGAAAAGAUUCGUUUAGUGAAGCAGCUACUUUGUUUUGUAACUGUAAAUGUUUUUUCUUUGUUGUUUAGUGUUUGCUGAAUAAAAUUAUACUUUCAA
Messenger RNA from Dreissena polymorpha, 3871 nucleotides. RefSeq names its product peroxisomal targeting signal 2 receptor-like. Gene Ontology annotation, cellular component: peroxisomal matrix; cytosol. Gene Ontology annotation, molecular function: protein binding. Bases 115 to 1050 code for a protein of 311 amino acids. The record is from RefSeq and is a predicted model, not a curated record. The transcript has 9 exons. Gene Ontology annotation, biological process: protein import into peroxisome matrix. NCBI's taxonomy places the organism in Eukaryota, Metazoa, Mollusca, Bivalvia, Myida, Dreissenidae.